This is a messenger RNA of Ziziphus jujuba (common jujube), 549 nucleotides long. Its product is annotated as stigma-specific STIG1-like protein 4. The transcript has a single exon. The record is from RefSeq and is a predicted model, not a curated record. Bases 1 to 549 code for a protein of 182 amino acids. Lineage: Eukaryota; Viridiplantae; Streptophyta; Magnoliopsida; Rosales; Rhamnaceae.
AUGCUGCUUGUUAAUGUCCUAAUUUGCAUAUCACUAGCAAUAUCAGCACUCCUAUUAUCUGCGACAACAAGAGCGGAUUCAACACCAAAUGGCUUGCAACAAAAUGCCACCAACAGUGGCUCAGCCUUGUCAUCGCCAUGGCUAAAGAAAGUGAUGAACGACACACGAGCCCAUGGGUGCUGGAAGCGAAGGUGGAUAUGUUAUCAAGGAGAACGGCCCCCAAAAAGGCAGUGUUGUAUAAACCGGUGUGUUGAUGUCUCCUCCGAUGUCAACAACUGCGGUUUAUGUGGAGUUAGGUGCCCAUUUACAUGGCAGUGUUGCCGUGGAUUGUGCAUUGAUACGAAUAUAAGCCCUUUCAAUUGUGGGAGAUGUGGGCAUAGAUGCUCUCGUAAAACCCUUUGCAACUAUGGAAUGUGUGGUUAUGCUCAGCCUUCGCCUCAAUGGCCAUUCCCUCCAAAACCUCCUAAGCCUCCACAUCCUCCAAAGUCUCCACAUCACCCUCCUUGGGGUGAUCAGCCACCACCUUUUAUAGACUAUGACUUCGAUUAA